UUUUUUUUUUUCGUUCGUCAUGACUCGUUUGGUGUGAGACUGCAGGACUUUAGUUUAUUGGCAAAGAAAAUGAACCGCUGUUUCUGUCUAAUCCUCAUUAGAUCCUGUCUGGUUUUGUCUUCGGUCAUGAGAGCUGUCCAGACUCAUCCAGCUGAAGGAGAGACAGUGACUGGAUCAAACAUGUCCAAAACAACAUUAGCCCCUAAAGCUGAACUCAUCUCCUCAACUAACCCGUCUCUGAACACUGAGCUCAUCACAACACAGAGCAAACCCCUGAUUCCUGCAUCUACUGGCGUUCCUCCUAGUAUCCCAACUGCAGGUUCUCGGUUCCAUGCGGGUAGUUUUGUUGGCGGUAUGACGCUGGCCAUUAUCAUCACACUGGCUGUGGCUCUGGGCUACAGGUUGGCCUGCUCUCAACGGGAGGUGCGCUACAGAGCCAUUGAGGAACAUGAUGCCAUCAUUUAAAAUGGAGCCACUGAGGAAAUACAGGCCAAAGCACAUGCUAGUCAUGAUCUGAAGAGAAAGUUUUCACUUUACCAUGGUUAAUAUGCAUAUGAAACUGUGUAUGAUUUGUUUGAUACAUUAUAUAUUUGAAUCUAAAACAGGUCGCCCUCUUUUAGCAGUUUAUACAUUUUAAGUUAUGAAUAUUUGAUCUCAAUUGUGUUUUCAGUGAUUUUUCUGUCUAGUCUAAUCUAGUAUUUGUACUUAAACUAGACUAUCUUUACUAGUGUGUAAAAUAUGAACCUGUAAGAUUUUUAAAGAGAUAUGAGAGACACAUUAUUUUGACACUUUUGGUUAGUGUUCAGGGUAAAAUUUUUUAGGUUUAUGGUAUUUUUUGUAUAAAAGUGUUUUUGUGUGUGUGUGUGUGUGUGUGUGUGU
Messenger RNA from Rhinichthys klamathensis goyatoka, 879 nucleotides. RefSeq names its product transmembrane protein 123 (gene tmem123). The transcript has 4 exons. Lineage: Eukaryota; Metazoa; Chordata; Actinopteri; Cypriniformes; Leuciscidae. Bases 70 to 465 code for a protein of 131 amino acids. The record is from RefSeq and is a predicted model, not a curated record. Gene Ontology annotation, cellular component: cytoplasmic vesicle.